Kwoniella mangroviensis CBS 8507 is the source of this 1257-nucleotide messenger RNA. RefSeq lists its product as uncharacterized. The coding region runs from base 1 to 1257 and encodes 418 amino acids. Lineage: Eukaryota; Fungi; Basidiomycota; Tremellomycetes; Tremellales; Cryptococcaceae. The record is from RefSeq and is a predicted model, not a curated record. The transcript has a single exon.
AUGCGAUCUCACUCCACCUUGAUUCACCAAGAUGAAGCUCGAGAAUCGGAGACCAAUAACAGAGGUAAUCUUGCUACGGUGCGUCGGAAGAGUUCGACGAUUUGGUCAAAAGCCAAAGAAGUAAGUCGGAAAGCUUCUAUCAUCCGUCAACGUCAACAUCGACGUCCUUCUUCUUUAGCAGGGGAAGGGGGGACGACAAGUGAAGAAGAAUGGGAGAUUGUCACUCCACCACUCGGUUCGUCCGAGUUCACUCAAACUCCCACCACGCCGAGUCAUUCGAAUGGAGAUGAUCAGGAAGAUAUGUUAGAUGGUGCUAGAGGGACAGGAACGAUCUCAAGGAUUAGUCAGAGAGCUCAACAAGGAAGUGCAUUAGACUUACUCGAUGUGAACAGUAUAUCAAGUGCAUCACAUAUGACUAGAACGAGCUCGACGGGAUAUUCGAGAUCUGGUUCGGGGUCCGAGUCCGGGUCUGGGUCUGGACAACGGUCAUUGGAAGUAGAUCUAGGGAAUUAUCAAUUCCCUUCACCGCCUACGCAUAUCAAACAGAAAAGAAGUUGGUUGGAAGGUGGGCCAUUGACGGUUCCAGAAGAUAGAGAAGAAUUAGAAAGGAAAUUACCUGAUGAUCAUCCAUUCAAUUCACCUCAUUCUUCCGAUCAAUCGCACUCACACUCACGGCGAACCCCUCUCUCUCAUUCUGCCUCUUUCCCCUCUAUGAAUGAGAGAUACAAUCACCUAGAACAGAUAUUUCAUUCGCUGAAUUUCCUCAAAGAAGAAUUGUAUCAACAUAAUACACAUUCGUUUAGAAUUCUGUCGUCUUUCGAAGAUGUCUUACCUCCAUCUAUAGUGAAUGGAAUAAACAGACGAUUGGAUAGGUAUUGGAAUAAAUGGAGUGUCAUCCUCAAUACUGCUGGUGAACAGAUAUCAUCAUCCAUCAUCUCACUUCAGCAUCGAUCAUUCUCUUCGGCUCAGUUUCGAGAUCCACCUGCAGCUUCGCGGAAGGAUUAUGGAUAUUUGAAAUCUCUUAUACCUGCUCCGUUGACAACGGACGAGAUGGAAAGGCUGAUAUGGACCUUGGAGGAUAGUGGGAAAGUGGCGAGUGGAACGUAUAGAAGGAUGUUUGGAAGCAAGGCGAAAAGUAGGAUCAUGACCCCUCAAGAGGAAAGGGAGGCUGAUGAGAAGGGAUUGAGGGACUGGAUGGUUGGUGAGACCGAAAGUACGGAGAGAGGACAGUGGAGGAGAGAUUACAGAGGAUUUUAA